GUGUAGAAACGCGACGACGUCACUUCUCAACAUAUUCUGAGUUUAAACGUCCCAGAUUUCCUAUAGCCAAUAUCAGAAUACUUCAAUAUGGCUCUCACACAAUCAGCAGGAAAUUCUACCAACAAUGCCUUCAAGGUGGGACAUCGAAGCUUAGAGAGGGGUUGUUCAAUAUAGCUAAUGUAGUCUACAGGACAAGGAGAAGCCUAUGGCUGUUCGAAAUGCCAACAUCUUGGCUGCCAGAGGUGUGUUUGGAAAUAAGUGCUAGAUUGCGGAUGUAAAGCUGACAAAAAACAGCUGUCGCGGAUGCAUGCAGAACUUCCCUAGGUCCAAGAGGAAUGGACAAGAUGAUUCAAGACGGCAAAGGAGGAACACUUAUUACAAAUGAUGGAAGCACUAUGAUGAAGAGUAUGGCAGUUAUGCACCCUUCUGCGAAGAUGUUGGUCGACCUUUCAGCAGCACAAGAUGUAGAGGCCGGAGAUGGAACUACUUCAGUUGUGGUUAUUUGUGGAAGCCUGUUGGGCGCCGCAGAUAAAUUAUUAGGAAAAGGAAUACACCCUUCAGUUAUUGCCGAGUCAUUCCAGAGAGCCGCUGCGGCGGCAGUUCAAAUUCUCCACGAUAUGUCGGUCCCAGUUGCUCUCAGCGACACCGCAACCCUUUUACAAGCCGCCAACACAUCUCUAUCUUCCAAAAUCGUUUCACAAUACUCAAAUCUCCUCGGUCCUAUGGCUGUAAAUGCUGUUACAAAGACAAUCGACAUCAAGACUGCAGAAAACGUAGACUUGAAGAAUAUCAGAAUAGUUAAAAAGUCUGGAGGUACCAUCGAAGACAGUGAGAUGGUUGAAGGGGUAGUUUUGACUCAAGGUGUUUUAAAAAAUGGAGGUGGACCCAUCAGAAUGGAAAAGGCAAAGAUUGGACUUAUUCAAUUCCAACUCAGCCCUCCAAAGCCUGAUGUAUGUUUUCUUGGCGGGACAUCGUUGCGAGUAUUGCUAACAUAUCUCAGAUGGAAAAUCAGAUUGUUGUCAACGACUACAGACAGAUGGAUAAAAUUUUGAAAGAAGAGCGGACCUAUCUGUUGAACUUAGUUAAAAAGAUCAAGAAGGCGAAGUGUAAUGUUUUAUUGGUAUGUCAGAUAUUACCUGCAGUCCAUAAUAAUAGUACUAACAACAACUCUCAGAUCCAAAAGUCUAUCCUCCGUGAUGCAGUUAACGAACUUUCCCUCCACUUCCUCGCCAAACUUAACAUUCUCUGCAUAAAAGAUAUCGAACGUGAUGAGGUAGAAUUCAUCUGCAAAUCCACUGGCUGCAAGCCCGUCGCCGACAUAGACUCAUUUACCGAGGAUAAACUUGGUUCAGCCGACCUCGUUGAAGAAGCCCAAACUUCCGGUUCUAGACUCGUCAAAAUCACCGGUACCAAGAAUGCCGGCAAGACUGUCUCGAUCGUCUGCCGAGGUGCCAACUCACUCAUUCUUGAUGAAGCCGAGCGUAGUCUUCACGAUGCCCUUUGCGUCGUUCGAUGUUUAGUAAAAAAGAAGGCAUUAAUCGCAGGUGGAGGAGCCCCCGAGAUUGAAAUCGCUUCGCAGUUAGCACAACAAGCACGGGAAUUAACCGGCACCGAAGCAAUCUGCUGGAAAGCCUUCGCCGACGCCAUGGAAGUAAUCCCCACCACACUCGCCGAAAACGCUGGUCUCAACAGCAUUAAGGUCGUUACUGAAUUGAGACACAAACAUGCCAAUGGAGAGAAAAACGCAGGUGUCAGUAUUAAGAGUGGAGGCGUCAAGGAUGAUAUCGCGGAUGAGAAUGUACUGCAACCACUUUUGGUCAGCACGAGCGCUAUUGAAUUGGCGGCUGAGACGGUGAAAAUGAUUUUACGUAUUGAUGACAUCGCUUUAUCUAGAUAAGUGUAUUUCUAAAUCAGGAAAUGAAAGGAAAAUAUGAUGAUUAUGAUCAGAGAUGUAUAUUAAUGCAUGGUGGUGAGCGGGAUAUCAUGUUUAUGUUUCGCUUAGCCCCUUUUGGCAUCAGCUCUAAUGAACCAUGAUUUUUCUUGACAAA
Sclerotinia trifoliorum is the source of this 2048-nucleotide messenger RNA. NCBI's taxonomy places the organism in Eukaryota, Fungi, Ascomycota, Leotiomycetes, Helotiales, Sclerotiniaceae. The record is from the annotation of a GenBank genome assembly.